Molecule: messenger RNA, 489 nt
Organism: Benincasa hispida (wax gourd)
Lineage: Eukaryota; Viridiplantae; Streptophyta; Magnoliopsida; Cucurbitales; Cucurbitaceae
Source: RefSeq, a predicted model, not a curated record
AUGGCGCUAUACGACAGAUUGAAGAUGUUCAUCUCUGUUGGGGCAACACGACAAAUUGAAGAUAUUCAUCCCUUUAAGGAGCUAACACUACUCAAAUUCUCCUCCCCUUCUUCCUCCACCUUCAAAAAAUCCUUCUCUGUCACGUGCCAAGCUCGUGGAGCCGUUGACGACAUGAAAGAAGUGACAGUGUCGAGUUGGAACAAUUUGGUGGUGAAGAAUCAAAAGGACGUGUUGGUGGAAUUUCGGGCACCAUGGUGUGGACCUUGUAAGAUUAUUGAGCCUGUGAUUAAGGAAUUAGCGGCCGAAGAUGUAGGGAUGAUUGUGUGUUUGAAGCUUAUUAUAGAUGUUAGCCCAAAUAUGGCCUCCAAAUAUGGGAUUAGAAUUCUCACGAUUUUGUUUUUCAGAAAUGGAGAGCAGAGAGAAAGUGUUAUCGGGGUUGUGCCUAAAUCUAUCUUGGUUGCUACCAAUGAUAAUUAUGUUGAGGUUUGA